Messenger RNA from Plenodomus lingam JN3, 1167 nucleotides. The record is from RefSeq and is a predicted model, not a curated record. NCBI's taxonomy places the organism in Eukaryota, Fungi, Ascomycota, Dothideomycetes, Pleosporales, Leptosphaeriaceae.
AUGUACGAUAGGUAUGGUAUUCGUAACAGGCUGGAACGUAGCGUUGAUGAUAAUGGGUGUAGAGUUGAUGGUCACGUGCGGGAAUCAAUAACGGACAAGGGAAAUCUUGGAAUACGUUCAUUGGCUAAUUCAUCUCCGCCACCUGCAAUCGCCGUGCGUAUCAUCACUACUACCAGGCAUGCAUCACCGUCCGACUCCCUUCUGAAUCCUUCGAUUGAUACGGCGAUGCCACGCUACGUGAGCGAUGAUGAUGAGCCCCUUGAGGAUAACACUGCAAGACUUACAAUCAGAAACAAGCGCACAGAACGUCUGAAACGAAAGGAAACCACGCGACAACGGAAGCGAGAGGCCAUCAUCAACCUCGCCAAGCUUCCCACGGAACUGAUUCUUGAAAGCCUCGAAUAUCUGCUUCCAAGCGAUGUUCUGAGCUUUGGCGCGGUGAACCGCCGCUUUCGUGAUCUUGUUCAUGCCAAUGCCACCAUCCUUGGUGAUGCCAUCAUCAGACUGCGCUACCCCAUUCUCGUCCAGUGCUUUCCAACACCGAGGCUUUUGUCAGAAGUUGAGCCAGACAUCCAGAAGCUGCUUAUCAAUCCCGAUCGGCAGAAACAAUUGAGUAUACAUAACCGACCCUAUCAGCAUAUCCAGUCGCCUGAUCCCCAUCAACUUUGCACCUGUCUCACGUGUAUUCUCACAUGGAACAAUCUCGGGCUCGUUCUGGAUUUUGCACAUUGGCGCUCUCAUCUAGACAGCGGAACUCCGAUUCCAAUCGUACCCAGGGGUCAGAAAGAGGCGUGGAAUGAUGAGUUGGUGGCCCGAAACGCCCGUAUUGCCAGGAAAGCUGUGGAGAACUCUUUGUGGCACGCAAACAUUCUGGAGCAGCACCUCGAAAGUACCACACACGCUAUUCGGCGCCACGGAAAGAACAAAGGCAACAAGCGGGUUCACGUCGCCAUGACAGAUGCAGACGUUGCCUCUGGUGCGGAUGGCUUCCUUUCAAAGCACGGGCCUUUGAGCCUGGAGUUCCCCUAUCAGCGUGAUGAGUAUUAUAUGCUGGAAGCAUAUCUACCCAACCGCUGGUGGAGAAAGAACGAGAACCGAUGGAUCUAUACUAUUGAUGGCCAGCAUCAGCGCGAUCUAGAACUUGUCCAACGCCUCGCCAAAAGGUGA